Molecule: messenger RNA, 619 nt
Organism: Tripterygium wilfordii
Lineage: Eukaryota; Viridiplantae; Streptophyta; Magnoliopsida; Celastrales; Celastraceae
Exons: 2
Coding region: 75-392 (105 amino acids)
Source: RefSeq, a predicted model, not a curated record
UAGUAGUUCAUUCAACCAAAGAGAGAACAUUGAGCAUAAACAUAAUUAGUUCCCUGUUUUAGUUGUCAUCAAAUAUGGGUGUAGUAGGAACUUCUUUCAUGCCAAAGACAAGCAUGAUCCAUUUCCAAAGUUUCAAGCCUAACCAACACAAAAACAACAUUUCUUCAGUAAUAAGAUGUAGAGCCCCAACUCCUCCACCAAUUCAGCCAGUUCGAAGACCUCCACAAAUAAAUAGUGUGUUGAGGGUUACACCAAUAGCAACAAACCCGAGAGAGGAUCAGAGAGUUGCUAUUCCAAGUUCCGUCGUCAUCGUUGAUGUUGAAGAUGAUCAGAAAAACCAGAGGGCAUUAGAUUUAACUGCUCGCCGCUGGAACUCUACAUCGGCGCAUUAAUGGUAGGGUGUAAAAUUGUUGGUUCCAAAUCUUUUUAAAAUUAAUUACUGUACAUCCCAUUGAGUUUCAAGAUAACUUGUAAUGGUAGGCAAAGUCUUUACAGUUGUCAAAUAAGAGAAUACUAUGUAGUUUGUGUGCAGAAAUAGCCUCAUAACUUCAAACACUAAGGUUCGAAGUUGGGAUGUUGAUGUAAUAUUCUGUAUAAUAACUCACUUCCACAGUCAUUC